AUGUUUACAUCCAAUUUGGUUGGACAGCAAAUUCUAGAUUAUAAUAAUUAUAUAUUUGUCACUGCAUACAAAGUUGAAUGGUACGUAAUUCCUUUACUCAUACAAAGGCUAAUACUGAUUUUGCUGCAAAGAGGUAGUAAAAGUUUUGGCUUAAAAAUCGGUAGAUUGUUUGUAGCGUCCUUUGAAUUCUUUGCCACGUUAAUAAGUGUAUCCCUUUCUUAUUUUACUGUUAUGUAUUCAAUGCGAUCAUAA
Molecule: messenger RNA, 252 nt
Organism: Trachymyrmex cornetzi
Lineage: Eukaryota; Metazoa; Arthropoda; Insecta; Hymenoptera; Formicidae
Exons: 3
Coding region: 1-252 (83 amino acids)
Biological process (GO): detection of chemical stimulus involved in sensory perception of smell; sensory perception of smell
Cellular component (GO): plasma membrane
Molecular function (GO): odorant binding; olfactory receptor activity
Source: RefSeq, a predicted model, not a curated record